GUGCAUGCAAAGUCAUGAGUGUAACUUUAUGUUUACUCAAGCUAAAAAGACUCAGGAUAUCUCAUAAAGAUUUCGGAAGGAUCUUAGUCUUAGUGGUUUAUAGGUGUAGGCUACAUCUCAGAUUGUGCAAGGUUACAGUGAAUCACUUUGAUUAUCUUAACAAUGCCAGAGUUACUAUUUCAUAUUUGGGGUUGUUCAAGACGGAGAUUACUCAACCUGAAGAAGACAGUGAGCAUUAUGAUGGAUUGACCACCAAAAUGGCAAAAUCUAAGCUCAAUUCUACUCUGAGACAACUGGACAUCUAUCCUGUUAACUAUAACUCUGAAGACCAAGAAAACUCAGAGAUAAGAGAACUCAUGAAAGGGAAUAUUAAAAUCAGACUAUACCCUUCUGGAGGCAUAGAUUAGACAUAUCCAUGAAUGAGUUUCCUAAUGUUGAUAAUAUCCAAUUCUAAAACUG
Messenger RNA from Moneuplotes crassus, 459 nucleotides. Lineage: Eukaryota; Ciliophora; Spirotrichea; Euplotida; Euplotidae. The record is from the annotation of a GenBank genome assembly.